Messenger RNA from Mirounga angustirostris (Northern elephant seal), 3142 nucleotides. It is a transcript of the gene ELP4, whose product is annotated as elongator acetyltransferase complex subunit 4. The transcript is spliced from 11 exons. Gene Ontology annotation, biological process: tRNA wobble uridine modification. Gene Ontology annotation, cellular component: cytoplasm; transcription elongation factor complex; elongator holoenzyme complex. The record is from RefSeq and is a predicted model, not a curated record. The coding region runs from base 47 to 1384 and encodes 445 amino acids. NCBI's taxonomy places the organism in Eukaryota, Metazoa, Chordata, Mammalia, Carnivora, Phocidae.
CUUGAGUUCCCAGAGUUCCUAUUGGGUCAACGCGGGAAGCUCCAAGAUGGCGGCAGUGGCGACCUGCGGCACCGGCGUUGGGAGUACUGGAUCUAUAGUGGCUGCAACCAGCAAGAACAACGUCACCAGUUUCCAGAGGAAGGGUCCUAGAGCAAGCGGUACCGACAGCGGCUGUUCUCGACUGGUGUCCAUCGCGGGCACACGACCAUCGGUGCGGAAUGGACAGCUGCUGGUAUCUACCGGGCUCCCAGCCCUGGACCAGCUCCUAGGUGGAGGUUUGGCUGUUGGAACAGUUCUUCUAAUUGAAGAGGAUAAAUAUAAUAUUUAUUCUUCUUUGCUCUUCAAGUAUUUCCUGGCAGAAGGAAUCAUCAAUGGGCAUACUUUGUUGGUUGCGUCUGCAAAAGAAGACCCUGCUGAUAUUUUACAGGAACUUCCUGCACCAUUACUUGAUGAUAAUUAUAAAAAAGACUUUGAUAAAGAUGUAUGUAAUCCUCAAACACCAGACUCUAACAUUAAGAUGAAAAUAGCUUGGCGUUACCAGUUACUACCCAAGAUAGAGUCUGGACCAGUAUCUUCUUCAAGAUUUGGUCACUAUUAUGAUGCAUCAAAAAGGAUGCCACAAGAACUAAUUGAGGCUUCAAAAUGGCAUGGAUUUUUUUUUCCAGAAAAAUUAUCUUCAACUCUUAAUAUAGAACCAUGUUCUUUGACCCAUGGCUACAGAAAGCUGCUUCAGUUUAUCCAGAAAGUCAUAUAUGAGGAAGGAUUUGAUGGCUCCAAUCCCCAGAAAAAACAGAAAAACAUUUUAAGAAUAGGAAUCCAGAAUCUUGGUUCACCUUUGUGGGGAGAUGACAUUUGCUGUACAGAAAACUGUGACAACAGCCACAGCCUUACGAAGUUCCUGUAUGUUCUCCGUGGUCUUCUACGAACCUCUCUUUCAGCCUGUAUCAUCACAAUGCCAACACAUCUUAUCCAGAAUAAAGCAAUUAUUGCUCGUGUUACAAACUUGUCAGAUACAGUAGUUGGUCUGGAAUCAUUCAUUGGUUCUGAGAGAGAAACCAACCCAUUAUAUAAGGAUUAUCAUGGUUUGAUUCAUAUUCGGCAGAUUCCUCGGCUUAAUAACUUGAUUUAUGAUGUAUCCGAUGUCAAAGACUUAGCUUUUAAAUUAAAAAGGAAGCUCUUCACCAUUGAGGGGGGUAAGACUGAUGACUUCCAAGCUCCUUUUAUUCAAGACCAGAAACAAGAAGUCUCCAAGCGACUGCAUUUGCCUCCAGACUUGUCAGACACAGUGAGCCGCUCAAGCAAACAGGAUCUGGCAGAAUCCUCCAAGCUGCUGGGCCCAGGCUGUGGCAUGAUGGCCGGAGGCAAGCAGCACCUGGACUUCUAGCGGUUCCUCCUUAGUCGUUGCAUGCAGAAUUAUAUGGCACCCUAAUUAUGAUUGCUAAUAGCUUCUGUAAAUAUUUUUCUUAACGAUUUGACCCUCCAAUCCUUGAAAAACAGUUAGGAUUGCAAAAUGAGGCCACCGCUCUUCAUUUUCCUUGCCCAACUUUUUAUGCAGAAAGAGUACAGCAAAACUAUUUUCAUUUUAAAAUUUUGUUUUAUGCUCUAUUUAGAGAAAGCAGAUAAUUUUAUUUUUAAGUAAAAUGUCAGAAACUCCAAGUGCCUCACAGUGGUCAUUAGUAUACAUAUAUUAAGGCACUUAGUCCAUGUUAAGUGCAUAUUACAGCAGGUAGCGUAUAAAACAGUAUGAAAUUCAUAAUUGCAUAUGAAAAACAUUUUCUCUUUAUUUCUGAAAAAGUCACUUGCCACCAAAAAAUGCUAAGGUGUUUUUUAAAAAUGAAAAACUCAUUUGCUAAUGUACGUGAAGACUGUAAUAAAAGGAAUUUGCAUUUAUGCAUCCUGUUAUCAAAUUGAUGAACACAAAAUAACAUUUUGGGAUUAAGGUUCCAUUAAAGAUCAGUAGUCUACCAUACUAGUUAAUAAAUCUAAAGAACUUGAGUGACAGAAAGCAUAGAAAAAGAAGCUGAUGGUCUUCUGUUUUGUAAUCCUAAACAAUUGAAGUCAGCACUAUGAAAUUACGUCAGCAGACAUAAUUCAGGAUUGAAAUUCAAACUGACAGCUACAUUAACACUAGGGGAAAGCAUGUAUUGAAGCUUGGUGAGAGAUUUUUACAGAACACAGGUCUGAGACAAAGUAGCAAACUGAAACUAACUCCGAUUUCCAUUGCAUCAGGUAAGCCCUUUGUGAAUCAAGAACCUUGGCUGGGUAUGCACAUUUAUAACCAUAUAGACAUGUAUUUGGGGGGUAGAUAGCACAUCGACCCAGUUUUCAUAUAAAACACUAGGUUUUUGAAUCACAGUUCCAUAUUCUCAAAGCUUUUGACAAAUAGACAAAAAGUGAAGGUUAGGCAGUAACUUGCAUUUAAGUAAAGAAUCUCAAUUUUUAAAAAGCUGCUUGACGUCCAUUAGGAGAAACUGAAUUUCUAAAAUUCUUCAGUGAUGUUAGAAUAAAUUUUGAAGCAGUUAUAACUAGCAUUUUUAAGCAGUUUGCUUGUAAUACACCACAAAUUAUACUUUAUUUGUUCUUGACAACAUUGUAGAAAACAAAGACUAGGUUUUUAAAACUGUCUACCCAACAUGAUGAAUGUCAGUCAGUUAAAAAAAAAAAACCCACUGUAGCAUAAACACACACUGUAUACAGGUUUUAUUCAGAAUUAGAAUAAUUGAAUCAAUGACAGUGAUUCGCCAGGAUGUCAAAUCUCUCCAUCAUAUCCUGUCACUACCAGUUUAUUUUUUGUGAUCGAAAUCAAAAAGACAACUAUUUUGUCACCCGCUAUUUUAUUAGUACUAAAAACCAGGUUUCUCCUAUUUUUUUAGAAUGUCUGGUUUAUUUUUUUUUACUUCUUUUAAUUCGAGAGACACAAAUUCUUCCCCAUUUUCUUUUCAAAGUAAAGUUUCAGAAUUGAUCUGUCAGUUAAAAUUAAAGGGCUUUUAUAUUAAGCAAAGGUGCUUUUAAAAUGUAAAGCAACUUAAAAAAAUCAAUUUAGUCCACAGAUAAUAAAUAAUGUGCAGAUACUCCACAAAAGCUUUGCUAUGUCCUUUGAAAGCAUUAUGAACAAUUUGAAUAAAUUCAAAUGAAUAUUUUA